Molecule: messenger RNA, 2493 nt
Organism: Teleopsis dalmanni
Lineage: Eukaryota; Metazoa; Arthropoda; Insecta; Diptera; Diopsidae
Exons: 2
Coding region: 1-2493 (830 amino acids)
Source: RefSeq, a predicted model, not a curated record
AUGAAUAUAAAUGAGUCUUCCAAAAAAUGCAAGAGAGUGACUUUCGGUAAAACUACUGUAUAUGAAUACCCCCGAUGUCCUAGCUGGAGCGAAAUCAACAAAGAUGACGCUGCUUCAAACCAUACUGAUAACUCAAGUACUGCUCAAAACUCCAAAACAAACAGCAAAUCCAAUAUUCAGGCAUACAAAAAAUUGAAAAAAUGCCAAUACUUUUCCCCAAAUAAGUCAUUAGGUGGAACUACUGGAAUGCGACCAUCCAAUAUAGUAAAAAAUUUUGCUGAAAAUUUCUUUUAUAGAUGUCCUCAUUUUACGAAUAUAGGCAGGAACAUUGGAAGUAAUAGUGCAGUAAAUGCAAUAGUUCAUUGUAACAGAACAGCAAGUUCUCCCUCCAUUUCUAAAGCAAUAGGACAAAAUGAGUUGCCCCCUCGAUCAAAAUCUAUUGAGAGAUUUAUAAGAAAUAAAACAACAAACGAACAAACAUGUAUAAAUCCCAAAAAAACAUGUUCCGUAGCAAAUCAUAUAAAUACGAGAGAUGUUAACAAAGCUGUUAACAAAGCCAAUAAUGUGCCUACUUCGACUGCUCAUACAAUGAGAAGUUUCACACCUCCACCUCAAUACAGUUGUACAUAUGCUGGCAAUGGCACUGCGAGGCCCAAUAUUAGAAAUAUUAGAAAAGAAACUGUAAGUGUUUGCCCUUGGAGAGAACAGCAAAAAGCAAAAUUCGCAGAAAAUUUUGGGCAUACUAAUCAUUGUUAUCCUGGUGUUGACAGAAAGAGCGGAGGCAAUGAUCUUGCAGCUCCUAAGGGGUGUAACACUAAUACAUCCACCAAUUAUAAUGGAAACUAUGACCGCGCACAAAAUGCAGCCACAGGACCUUGUAACACAAAUUCAAGAAAUAAUUCUGAAAACAAUUGUUCAUGGUUAAACAACGACGGGCAUUCGAAUAAAACAAAUGCUUUAUGUAAUGCUAAUACUUCCAUGAAUUUUAGAGGUAAUUACCAAUAUACACACAACUCAGCUUCAGAACCUAACAUUAGAUAUAUGAGAAAUGAUAUCACAAAAGAACAAUCAGGGGUAAACAACGAUCGGCGUGCUAAUAGAACAAAUGCUCAAUGUAAUGCUAAUACUCCCAUGAAUUUUAAAGGCAAUUGUAAGUAUACACAUAACUCUACUUCAGAACCUAACAUUAGUAAUAUGGGAAAUAAUACAGCAAAAUAUCAAUCAUCUGCAAUCAAAGAACGACGUCCUAAAGUACUAAACACUCCUUGCAAUACUAACACUUCCACCAAUUAUAAAAGUACUUGUCAGUAUGCACAAAAUAUAGCUCCAGACCCCUCUAAAAGAAAUUCGAUAAAUAUUACUGGAAAAGAUCGCUCAGAUGUACAAUACGAAGGACGCACUUAUGCAGUAAAUGGCCCAUGUAAUAUUAAUACUUCCUUAAAUUUUAAACGAAAUUGUCAGAAUACACGUAACACAGCUCCAGAACCUUGUAAGAGAUGUUCGAUUAAUAACACUGAAAAAGAUUACUCCUGUGUAGGCAACGAAGGAGGUCCUACCCGAACAAAUCCUCCACGUAAUGCUAAUACGUCUAUGAAUUUUAAAAGGAAUUGUCAGAAUACAUAUAACACAGCUUCAGAACCUUGUAAACCAAAAAUGAUGAAUUAUGCUGAAGAAGACUAUUCAUGUGUAGGCAACGAAGGGCGUACUACCCGGUCAAAUAUGCCAUGUAACGCUAAUACUUCCAUGAAUUAUAACCGCAAUUUUCAAAAUGAAUAUAACACUGCUCCAGAACCCUUUAGAAAAAAUUCGAUGAAUAAAGCUGGAAAUGAUCGUUCUUGUGUGAGCAAUGAAGGACGUUUUAUCCGACCAAAUAAUCCAUGUAUUUUUAGUACUUCCAUGAAUUUUAAAGGGAAUUGUGAAAACACACUUAACACAGCUUCAGAACUUUGUAAAAGAAAUUUGAUGAUUAAUGCUGGAAAAGAUCAUUCAUGUGUAGGCAACGAAGGACAUCCUACCCGGCCAAAUACUUCCAUGAAUUAUAACAGGAAUUGUCAAAACGCACAUAACACUGCUUCAGAACCAUUUAGAAAAAAUUCGAUGAAUAAUGCUGGAAAUGAUCGUUCAUGUGUGAGCAAGGAAGGACGUCCUACCCGACAAAACGAUCCAUGUAAUGGUAAUACUUCUAUGAAUUUUAAAGGGAGUUGUCAGAAUACACAUAACGCAGCUCCAGAACCCUUUAGAAGAAAUAUGGUGUGUAACACUGGAAAAGAUCGUUUAUGUGUCAGCAACGAAGGACGUCCAACCCGACCAAUUACACCAUGUAAUACUAAUACUUAUAUGAAUUUUAAAACGAAUUGUCAAACUACACAUAACACAGCUCCAGCAUCUUAUAAAAAAAAUUCGAAGAAUAAUGCUGAAAAUGAUCGUUCAUGUGUGAGCAAGGAGGGACGUUCUACCCGACCAAAUACUCCAUGUAUUAUCGGUCGUGUAUAA